Messenger RNA from Silurus meridionalis, 1199 nucleotides. Its product is annotated as CD209 antigen-like protein A. The transcript is spliced from 5 exons. Lineage: Eukaryota; Metazoa; Chordata; Actinopteri; Siluriformes; Siluridae. Bases 115 to 948 code for a protein of 277 amino acids. The record is from RefSeq and is a predicted model, not a curated record.
UAUAUCUGAGCUGGAGGCUGCAGUGGGGAGUGUAAAGAGCUUCGUAUUAAACAGAUUGUAGUUAUAUUACAGGGAACGACAGCAUUGCUGUAGUUUAAAUGUAUUUCGGAAGAAAUGAGUAAAUCAAUUUAUGGAAACUUAGAAGAUGGAAGAUCGCGUGAUCUAGAGGACAACACAAAUUCAUAUGAAGCAAUCUACAUGAAUGAAAAAACACCAGAAAUGCAAAUAACUACAAGAAAAAAAGCAAAUAUGAGCUCAGAACAAAACAGCUCUGGGUGCAGAUGUUACAGACUGGCUGUGGUGUGUCUGAUGAUGCUGGUGGUUCUCUUGCUGGCUGCCAUCGCAAUACUGUGGUUCAAGCUGACAACAGAGAAAGACCAGAUACACACCAGUUAUAACAACAUGACUACACAGAUAGACCAGUUAGAGACCAGUAACUACAAGCUGACUGCUGAGGAGGAACAGUUAAAGACCAAUUGCACAAUUGUUGCAAAAGAAAGAGAACAGCUGCAGAGGAAAACAGAUGAACUCCAGAAAAAGCUUUUUCAGCUGAAGACAGACAUUAACACACCAGGAUGGAGAUACUUCAACUCCAGUAUUUACUACAUCUCUACUGUGAAGAAGAGCUGGAGCAAGAGCAGCCAGGACUGUAAGGAAAGAGGAGCAGACCUGGUGAUCAUAAACAGCAAAGAGGAACAGGAAUUUGUUGGUUUGUGGAGAAGAGGUGAAAAUACUUGGAUUGGUGCGAGUGACAGAGACAAGGAAGGAGUCUGGAAAUGGGUAGAUGGAACGGCAAUCACUAAUAAGUUCUGGAGCAAGGGGGAACCCAACAAUGUCGGGGAUGAGGACUGUGCAGUGUCUGGCUAUCAUACUGAGCUUGAAAAUUGGUAUGAUGUUUUGUGUAAUAGGGAAUUUAUUUGGAUCUGUAAGAAAAUAAUUAAUAUGUAAAAUGUUGUAUAUGAUUGAAAAACAUUAAUUUAGGAUCAUACUGGUGGAGAGAGAAAACAAGUGAAAUUCCAACCAGUUUCUCUGAAAAGUUUAAUAAUGCUAAUGAUUUUGAUUUUUGUAUAGCGAUUUUAACAAUGGACAUUGUCUCGAAACAGCUUUACACUGGCAAUUAAGAAUAAAAAAGAUGUUCUUUAAAAGUGUAAGUUUGUCCCUGAUGAACAAUCCGGUGGUGACCGUGGCAAGGAAAAACU